UUUUUUCUCCCCAAUUUGGUAAGCCCAAUUAUUUUAUUUCAACCCAGCUCACCGCAGACUCGGGAGGGACGAAGAUGGACCCAUGCGUCCUCCGAAACGUAUAUGCCGAGGAGUCCGCUUUUCAUUGCAUGCCCACCAUGCAGGCGCCUCAGAGCUACAGCUUCGGAGGACCACGCAGCUUACACACCAGCGUCCAGCCAGUCUACAGGGGUCGCUGGUGCGCGGUGAGCCAAGUUCAGAGGCCAAUUAUCUUGCCAAGGCAGAGGAUGAUUAUAUUGCUGUGGACUGCAGGUUUAUUAACAUAAGGAGAGGUCCAUUGAUCUACAUUUAUUCCAAACUGGUACCAGAAAGGGCUGGAGAAUUAUGGUUCGGAAGUGUUUAUAGUGACCACUUUGUUGAUCAGAUGGGUGUCUUAGGCUAUUUCCCCAGCAAUUUAGUCAGAGAGUCCUGUUUUCAACGAGGGGAAGACGGACAUUAUGACAACUAAGUAGUGUUUUAGAUAUGGAUAAUAUAAUGUAUUUUGUGAAGGAAAAUGUUGCUAAUUGUUACAAGAUAGUAUCUUACAAAUGAAAUUGCCGUUAUUCCAGUUUAGCUGGCAAGCCUGAAGUUACCUAGAAAGGUGCCAAGGCAUUGUAUGUUGAACCAGGCCUAGUGUUCCCUUAUCUUCUAAACUUUUGGGGUGUAAAAUGAAGAACAAAUGUCCCACCAGAUGUUCUGUGUUGGAAGUAAAUUAAGUAUUUGGUCAACCACUGCCUGUGAUGGACUUCUGGUGCUCUUUUGAGAGUAGAGUUUAUAUUAAGUCCUAUACUGUCAAGUAUUACAUUUUAGUUAGUGCAAUAUGGUGUUAAUGCAUUUAACAGAUGACAAAAUGUUUUGAAACUUUACUAAUGUUACACUAGUUUGUAGAAUUUAGCAUUUUUCAUAACUGUCAUGGCAGGGAGAAAGCUGGGUUUGUCUGACACGUAGUGACAGUCGUAAACCAAAGAUUAGAAUAGUUUAAUGGUGUCUUUCAAUAGUAGCUGGGGAUAAGAUUUUGUAAAAUAUCAAAACCCUGAGUGAAACUCUCUUUAUAUUAAUAAUAUACAGUAAAAGUACAAUAUUGUAUGACAUUAUUUAAAAGAAACAACUUUAAUCUAAAUCUUAUAUUGUAUAAAAUAAAUGUUACUAUUUUUUCUGUUCCUCAGGAUAUGGAUUUCCACUGUGAAUGAAGAUUGUUUUCACAAAGUCUCUUGUUAUGCUUUGAAGAAAAAACAUUAGCAUUUUCUAUUACUAUCAUUAUUUGACUUUAAAAGUAAUUGGUUUUCAAAUAAAAAGUGAGAGAUUAAGGCUUAAUUAGUUGGAACAGUAAUUAUGCAAUGUCUUGCAUAGUUCUUGAAAUCUAACUUUUACAUUUCAGUUUUCAAAUAUGAGUUAAACCAUUGUUUUAAUGUAAUCUAUUGCUGGUUUGUAUGCAUAACUUUAAAUUAAA
Messenger RNA from Acipenser ruthenus (sterlet), 1468 nucleotides. Its product is annotated as otoraplin-like. Gene Ontology annotation, biological process: cartilage condensation. Gene Ontology annotation, molecular function: protein binding. NCBI's taxonomy places the organism in Eukaryota, Metazoa, Chordata, Actinopteri, Acipenseriformes, Acipenseridae. The record is from RefSeq and is a predicted model, not a curated record. The transcript is spliced from 2 exons. The coding region runs from base 83 to 487 and encodes 134 amino acids.